UCACAACAAAGAAACACCAUCCCCCUUUGAAUCUCUUAUCGUCCUCGUCGUUCAGCACAGCGAGCAAACACACCAUGCUUGUCGACAACGCCGUCCAUCAGCCCUUUUCUUUUAACAAUCCCAAUUUCGAUGAUUUUUUCAACAUGGAUCUUUUGGGUGGCUCGUCUCAGAAUGCUGCCUCAACAUCAUCGUCUCCCCGUUCCCCUCUAAGUGCUUUCAGCACACUCCCCCUUACACCUCCUCAGAGCAUGCUCCCCCCCUCUUCGCUUGCAGUAAACUCGUCAGAUCCUGAUUCGCUUUUUAAUUUGUUCCUCGAGGACGAAUAUUCCAAGAUGGACCCGCUUGCCCCCUCUGCAAUCAACCCAUCAGUCUCUCCAUACGACUUUUUUGGUGCCUUUGGAGGACUCCCUGCUGCCUCGAUUACUUCUGG
Messenger RNA from Serpula lacrymans var. lacrymans S7.9, 430 nucleotides. RefSeq lists its product as uncharacterized. NCBI's taxonomy places the organism in Eukaryota, Fungi, Basidiomycota, Agaricomycetes, Boletales, Serpulaceae. The record is from RefSeq and is a predicted model, not a curated record. The annotation marks the transcript as partial. The transcript has a single exon.